Diversispora eburnea is the source of this 183-nucleotide messenger RNA. The record is from the annotation of a GenBank genome assembly. NCBI's taxonomy places the organism in Eukaryota, Fungi, Glomeromycota, Glomeromycetes, Diversisporales, Diversisporaceae.
AUGGCUGGAAUGUCAAAAUCUUCUGGCGCCAAAGUCAUCUUUAUGCAUUUCGAUUCAUCACAUGAUGAUGGUACUCCCGGACCAUCUACUGAUGGCGCUAUCGUUAGUAGCGACGGCAUGCUUAAUCCUGCAAGCGCUGCUAUUUAUCAAACGAUGGCUGAAGAUCAAAAUAUUUUUAUUUGA